AUGGCCGACGGCAAAGACUCCCUCCGCCUAGCUCCCGAUGAGUUCAAGCAGCUCGAGGUUCUGCGAAACCGAUUCCACCAGCUCACUCACAGUCUAAACAGUCUGUUUAAUGAUAUCCAGAGAAGCCAGCCUCUCCCUAGCCAAGACUCCCUCACCGCUUCAGCAGCCAUCCUUCAAAAGAGUCUCGAAACCAUUCAGAAACUCGCCGACGAGAACUCCGAGUUAUUUCAGCGCAUCGUCGUCCACCCGUCAACAAACUUCCCUGGUCGCACCCAGGAACACAUCCUCCUACAACUACUGCGAAAGAAACUUGAGCCGGAAGUCGAGAGCUGGGUCGAAGAUGCGCGUAGCGUGGCAAGGGCUUCCGGUCUGGAUCCGAGCAAACUGGCCAGCUCCCAACAGAAGACCAACGGCUACGACGAGGACGACGACGACUACCGAGACGAAGAAGAGGACGCACCUUCGGAUCCGUUUAACGAACAGUGGGUCGACAUGUUCCAGGUCAGCAUGGACAGUAUCAGGGACUACCUCAUGAACCAAGCGAACGAGCCCUACACGAUCGCCGAGCGCGAAAUGGGUAUUGAGAAUGUUCGUACCGGUCUGAAGCGAUCGCUGGAGGAGGAAGACAGCGAAGAAGAGGAAGACGAGGACGAGGACGAGGAUGAUGAUGAGAACAAGCCGCUUGCAGCUGCUGGGGUCGACAAAGUCAACGCGGCCAACCUGUUCCACCCAGAGCAUGUCCUCUGGAUGGCUUCGAGGGGCAAUAUGAAGGUGAAGAAUGUUGACCUGGAGGCUAUUCGCAAGAGAGAGAAGCCUAGGGGACGUCCAGCUCCCGCGCAAUGA
Molecule: messenger RNA, 843 nt
Organism: Sordaria macrospora k-hell
Lineage: Eukaryota; Fungi; Ascomycota; Sordariomycetes; Sordariales; Sordariaceae
Biological process (GO): regulation of transcription by RNA polymerase II
Cellular component (GO): core mediator complex; mediator complex
Molecular function (GO): transcription coregulator activity; RNA polymerase II cis-regulatory region sequence-specific DNA binding
Source: RefSeq, a predicted model, not a curated record